AUGCAACUCCCCCUCACCCUCCUCCUCAGCGCCACCCUCGCCUCCACCACCGUCUCCGCCGCCUCCCUCAACUUCCUCACCUGGAACUGUCCAAACUGCCAAGACAACGCAACCUGCCAGCAACAAAACUACCAAAACGUCUUUCCGGGCCCCAUUCCAGACACGUGUUUUGCCCUCCGUGUUCCGUUUCCGCAGGGUUUGAAGAUUUUUGGUCAGCAGGAUUGUCCGCGGGGUGAGGUCGACUUUUACGCAACAUCGACAUGUACAGACACGCCAUUGGCGUACAGACUCGAGACCAGUUUCCCCUCGCCUGGAAACCCAACCUGCCAUAACGAGACGGCGUUGACGACGAGGACGCACUACAGGAUUCUCUGUUAG
Molecule: messenger RNA, 378 nt
Organism: Plenodomus lingam JN3
Lineage: Eukaryota; Fungi; Ascomycota; Dothideomycetes; Pleosporales; Leptosphaeriaceae
Source: RefSeq, a predicted model, not a curated record